Molecule: messenger RNA, 4895 nt
Organism: Ostrinia nubilalis (European corn borer)
Lineage: Eukaryota; Metazoa; Arthropoda; Insecta; Lepidoptera; Crambidae
Exons: 6
Coding region: 631-1677 (348 amino acids)
Source: RefSeq, a predicted model, not a curated record
UUCUCAUUCAAAAACUAGUCUCUAUAUGUAGCAAUUGAUAUACAACCUUAUCACUUAAGCAAUAAAGUGCAUUUUGGAUUGAUUUCACUACAGCAGGGGAACCCGCGGAUCAAUACCACCAUACUAAAAAUAAUUGUUAGUGUCCUUAUGUUGGUAGUAUUGUUAGUUUGACAAAUGAAAAAAAAUGUCUGUCAAUUGAGUUUGAGUUUUUAACCGGCGAAUUGAUUCGUGUGAAGUUAUUUUCUCAGAUUUGGUGCAAUAUUACUGUAAAUAAACUUUUCUGUCGUUUACGUUGAGUUGAUUAAGUUCCUCCGUAUCGGGCGUGAUAAAGUUUGCUGUUCAGUGUUAUGUUUUUUGUGAGAUAGAGACUCUUUUAAAUAAGCUGUGUUUCAACUUCUACAGAAGUUUAAACUCUUAUUUACUUUUCUGUUUAAUGGGUAUGUUAUCUACUUACUUGAAAUAUUAGAUCUAUUACAAAUCUAUUAUUCAUUAAAAACAACCCUAUGUGAUGAAAAUGUAAAUGUACUUUCAAAACUGGUAAAUGCAUGAACCAGGGCAUUGACACUGGUUGGAGAGAAAUUAUAGGCUUUGUUUAAUUAAUACCUAUUUCAUUUUAGGCUUCUACUGAUAAUGGAGAGUAGAAACAACAAGAAGUGCGUUAUUUGUAAUAAGAGGCGAAGUCGUGGUGGAUCACCCUUACUUUUGAGUAGGUUUCCUCUGGAUUCUGACCGUUGUCGAAUGUGGGUUAAAAAUGCUGGCAUAGAAGACUUAGCAUAUGUACCUAUUGAAAAGUUACACCAACUUAAGUUUGUUUGUGGUGGGCACUUCACUCCUGAAUCCUUCAAUGCCAAAGGAACUCGGCUGAAGAACUCAGCUAUUCCAACACUGGAAUUGAGUAAUUCCAUCUUGCCAGAUGAAGUUUUGACAGAGUUUCCUCUUCAUGUAAAAGACUCCAAUAAAGAAAACCUCAAGACAGUUCUUUAUGAUCAUUCAUAUUGCAUUCCAAAGAAGUCAAAUCCAGUUGAACGAGUUCCCCUUACAACUACAACCAAACAACUAAAUUCAACAUGUUUGGGAGCUGUGGAUAUACCAGAUUCUGGUAUUUCUGCGAAAACAACUUUUGAACCGCUUCCUUCUACUUCCAAUGCACCAGAACAUAUGACCUAUAAACCCAUUACUCAUGAUGAUAAAAACAUUUGCCAUCAAGAUGCACAGGCAGAAAUAUUAGUCCACAGUUAUAAAAGACCUAAGAAAAACAUUGAAAUGAAAGACACUUCAUCAACAUUUACAAUUAAAGAGAAGAGGCUUUGGCGACAGUUACAAAAUGCAAAAAAAACAAUAAGGAAUAUAGCGAAGUCAAGAGUGAAUUUAGACAAGUUAGAUUCGGAAGUGCUGACAUCGUUAGUAAAGGAUGUAGUGCAGAAUAACAAAAAAAAGUCACAAGGAAAAAGGUGGACUUUAGCCAACAAAAUAUAUGCUUUGGCUAUAUUUAAACGGUCCCCUAAAGCAUACCGCUAUAUGCAAAAGCUGUUUACGCUACCAAGCACUAAAACGCUCCAAAGGAUUUUAAAAAAUAUACCAAUGGAGCCUGGUAUAAAUAAAAAUAUAAUUGAUAUGUUAGAGGCAAAAGCAUCAAGUAUGCCAAAGGAAAAUAAAUAUUGCUCGUUAAUUUUUUAAAAUUAAAGUUAAAGAAACGGAUAAUUUAUAACGAAAUUGCUGAUAAAGUGGAUGGCUACGUGGAUUAUGGAGAGGGCGAGAACAUGGGACGAGAAAAUAAAAUUGCAGACCAUGCGUUAGUGUUUAUGAUACAGGGUGCUAAACAUAAAUACAAACAAUAUAUUGCGCACUAUUUUGUGGAAUGGAAGGCACAAUAUCAACAGCAAAACUGGCAAAAAUUAUAUCGGACAUCAUCAAAAAAUUAAAAGAAAUCGGAUUUGUGGUUCUAACAACAGUUUGCGAUCAGGGAUCUACAAAUAUAGGAGCUCUUAACAUGUUAAAAAGAAACUGUGGACAAGGCAUAGAUAGCAACUUUUUCUCUGUAAAUAAUGACAAAAUUUUUAUAAUCUAUGACAUCCCUCACUUGUUCAAAUCAUUACGAAACAAUUUCUUUAAAAGUGGAAAUAUGUCUUUCGAUGGAAAAAUUGCACAAUGGAGGCAUUUGGUAGUUGCAGAAGAACACAACAGAAUUUUUUUAAAUUUUAAAAAACUGAAUAGUACCAUUGUAAAUCCAACAUUCAAAACUAAGAUGAGGGUGAAGUAUGCUGCGCAUGCUCUGAGUAAUACCGUGGCAGCUAUUUUAAAAAUGAUGGCAUGGAAAGAAGUUUCUGAUUGCAAUGAUACAGCAUUUGUGAUUGAACAGUUAGAUAAACUAUUUGAUUGUACAAAUGGUCCAUCAUCUUUAAAUGACGUAAAGAAAGGGAUCCGGGAAAAUGUUUCCACAUCAAGUAAUCACAUUGAGUCUUGGACCUUUUAUACUGAUAAGUUAAAAACCAUAAAAUUUAUAACAGCAGAAAACACGAUACUAAAAAAUGUUAAAUGCGUUAAGGGAUAUCAAAUAUCUAUCAAAUCCUUAAACGAUAUUUGGGAAAAGUUAAAGAAUGAAGGGUUUAAAUAUAUGAACCUUAGACAGUUUAACCAAGACUCUCUGGAAAACUUAUUUGGAAUCAUUAGGCAACACAGUGUAACCAAUAGAAAUCCCACUAUCACGCACUUUACUGCAGCGCUUAAAACAAGCAUGGUUACUGGGCUGAAAGUGCCUCAUAGUAGAAGUGCUAAUUGUGAAGCAGACAACAAUAAACAUAUGCUGGAAUAUAAAGACGUUUUAAAAACUAAUUUAAAAACAACAGAAAUAAAAAUUAAUGUUCAAGAUUCCACAGACACUGAAUUUUAUCCUGUGUUGUCUAUCCCGGACCCUGAAAACUUAGAACAGCCCAUUGAAAAUUUGUGUAGCCUUGAAAACCAACCAGUAGUAUAUGUAAGCGGGUAUUUAGCUGCCAAACUAUUACAGAACAGUUCUUGUUUAAUUUGUGAAGAGUGUUUGAGCGUGAAAACUCCUGUUGACAAUGAUUUGUAUGCAUAUAUAUCUCUUCGCGAAUGGUGGCAUGAUAAAAAAAGUCUCGUUUAUCCAACAAUUCAAUUAUGUACCACCGUAAAUGAAGCUAAACAAUUUUAUCAUGACCAUAUUGCCGACCAGAUAUACAGGGUGUCCCGUAAUGUAACGUCAAGCCGGAACUGGGUGUUGAGGCAAGUUGUGCUGGUUAUCAGAAAAAUAAAAAAAAAAAUCUAUGUGGCAUAUUUUAAAAAUAAUAGGCAUUUUAAAAAAAUCAAAAAAUUCUACUCCAGGUGACGGUCCUUUUACUCGUGUUGCCACAAAUCUUCACUUUUUCCAAAUUUUUUUUUUGUUAUGUAACCCUGAAUAAUGCUUCUCUAAAUUGUUAUCAAAAUUACAAAACCAGCUGCUCCAACUUGGAUGAAAAAAAUACAUUAUUCCCAAAAAAAAUAUCAAAAUAAAAAUUUUGCCUAGUUUAAACUGACUGUACUGAAAAAAAAUUGUACUACGCGAGUGUGGCAAGUGACGUCAUAAUUUGGCGCAUUUAGUAAGGAUUCCAAAAUGGUAUAACACUUUGUAAAAUCUUGCUGUAAUUGUCGACAAUUUUUGUUUAUUGGCAAUAAUCCCGUUUUUAACUUUAUCUACCUUGGUUAAAAAUAUUAUUCUAAUGUGCCCAAAAUUCAAGUUUCUGGCUUAAGUGAGGUGGAGAAGCCAUUUUAAAAGGUAUGAGCGGGACGGAGAGGGCCAUCUUACCAAGCAGGGAUGUUAUGGAUAUCCGUAACCGUAACCGAAACUAUCGGAUAUCCGAAAUAAAAAAAUAUCCAUAACCGUAACCGAAACUGAUUCAAAAGUUACGGAUAGUUUCGGAUAAAGGCCAAACUGCAAAACUCUAUGAAAUCUGCAGUAUACACGCCACAGCUGCAAUGCCGCGCUGCCGAUUUCAUAGUUUUGCAGUUUGCGGUUGCAGUUUGCGGUCUGCGGCCCGUCUUGGAAUUGUACCUUAAAUCUUAAUAUUUGUUACCAACUUGUCUGGCAUUCGCUGGCACCAUCUAAUAUGCCAGCCUGUUUUACCUUUAUCAUACAUAGGUGUCGUCUUAGUUGGUACAUAAAGUAGCUAUGUGGGUCACGCUCACGCAGCAUCUUGCUAUUUGUAUUAUACCUACAUUUUUGAAAUUCUAAUAAUUCCGUAACCGAAAUUAUCCGAGACUUUCGGAUAAUCUGAAAUGAUUUCAUAUCCGUGACCGUAACCGAAACUGGUAUAAUAUUAUUCUAAUAUCCGUAACCGUAUCCAUAACCGAAACUUCAUAUCCUUAUUAUCCCUGUUACCAAGUACAAGUGCAGGCAGAGCAGGUAGUAAAGGCGCGCGCGCACGGGUGACUUUUGUCACAGUAUGUCAACUACUUAUUACUGUCAUGGUGACAAAAGUUUCUGUGACUGACUGUACGGUAGUCAGUCACAGAAACUUGAAUUUUGGGCACAUUAGAAUAAUAUUUUUUAACCAAGGUAGAUAAAGUUAAAAACGGGACUAUUUCCAAAAAACCAAAAAUUGUCGACAAUUACAGCAAAAAUUUACCAAGUGUUAUACCAUUUUGGAAUCCUUACUAAAUGCGCCAAAUUAUGACGUCACUUGCCACACUCGCGCAGUACAUUUUUUUUUCAGUACAGUCAGUUUAAACUAGGCAAAAUUUUUAUUUUGAAAUUAUUUUUGGGAAUAAUGUAUUUUUUUCAUCCAAGCUGAAGCAGCUGGUUUUGUAAUUUUGAUAACAAUUUAGAGAAGCAUUAUUCAGGGUUACAUAACAAAAAAAAAAUUUGGAAAAAGUGAAGAUUUGUGGCAACACGAGUAAAA